Messenger RNA from Cercospora beticola, 2838 nucleotides. RefSeq lists its product as uncharacterized. NCBI's taxonomy places the organism in Eukaryota, Fungi, Ascomycota, Dothideomycetes, Mycosphaerellales, Mycosphaerellaceae. Gene Ontology annotation, biological process: protein phosphorylation. Gene Ontology annotation, molecular function: ATP binding; protein serine/threonine kinase activity. The record is from RefSeq and is a predicted model, not a curated record.
AUGCCCUACUUCGAACUGUACAAGUCCGAUGACCUUGAAGCGCCCAUGUCACUUCCCCAGAUUGUAACAAUGGACUACGAAGCUGUGUUGGAGCUGGGCUCUGCUUUGUCCAGUGCUCAACACACCGGAAACGUCACAGCUUGCUUCGUGUGCAGCAAAAUGGUUCAAUACCGCCUUGCAUCGCCAGACUCGUCGUCGCAGACUUCGGAGGAAUCCACACAAGAAAUUGGCAUUUACCAUAUUACCGAGCAUGGUUCCACUUAUGGUAUACCGGAAAAACUGGUAGCAUCGUCAACAUCUGCCAUAGACAGUAAUGGGGUAGAUUGGACGCUCUCCUUUCCCAUCACUCCUCACCGUCCCGUUGGUACUGAACUACGAUCUCAUCUGGUGCAGACGCCUUUGCCAAAGCCUCCGCCGCCCGGCAGCUGGCCACAGACAAAACAGGUAUCCGCUCCUCCAACCUCGCCCAGCGGCUCUCUCAUUCUCAAUCGUCCAACACCAAGGCCUCCCGGAGCUUUCCCACCAACUACUCCAUAUGCGAACAGGAUUGCUCCAGCACAAGAUAGCCCAAAUGUAACAGAAACUCUUGUUCCAGGGAGUGUACUACCAUCGCAAUCUACAUGGCUCGCAAAGCGAAGACAGUACAAGCCGAAUGGAAAAUCGUACAAAUCGACAGGAUCAAAAGUCGUCAUGGCCCCUGUGGGUGUGCCUACUGGUCCUCAAAAACACGGCAUCGAGCGUAGUUGGGUAACAUGGUACCACGAUGGCUCCACUCGCAAUUUCAUUCCAGCAGUCGCUACUGAAAUUGUUGGAAAAGCCGAGGACGUGGACUGGGACGGUAUCAUGUACCUCUUGCAAACAACGAAUCAUGCUCAUAUCAUUAGGCUGCUCGAUGGCAGUCACCUGCCCAAACGAGAUCCAUUGGCUGGACAAUUUGUGCGCUACCCGCCCGGCCCGGAAGGAAAUUUUGUCGAAAAGUCGGCCACAGAUUUGGGGAAUCUGGCGGGAUGGGACGAGAAACAGUGGAAGGAGCAACGACGUCGGUGGCGGGACGGGCGCUUCUCCACCGAUCUUAAAGUGUUGCCCGGUUUCUUCCCACAUCCAUUCCUAGUCUGGGAGCGCAUGGACGGCAGGCAGCUUGGCGUUACACUGACAAAGCGCCCGAAUGGUGUCGAGGAAGAGUUUGUGUGGUACUUUCUCGUCUCCCUCUUGGAUGCGGUGCGCUGGCUUCAUCAUGGCCUCCCCGAGCGAUUACGGCCUGAGGACGACUGGAGACCGGUGGUCCACAACAAUAUCAAUCCCGAUACUAUCUGGUUGAAUCGCCCUUGGAAGAGGGAGCUUCGCUACGGCACUCUCAAACUCGGCGAUUUCUCACGUGCGGUCGUACUCGAUCCCAUUUCUACCAACUCACUCAAUUCCAGUGUGCGCGACGAGAGAUUCCAAUCCGUUUCGCACAAGAAGCACCCUCAACAGGAAGACUUUGAGGCUCCAGAGCUGUCAUGGCUACUUGACACUGACCCUAAAAAAGAUGCAGGCAAUUUUGGGGGACAGAGCUCUACGAGCUGCCACCCGGUUGGUGGAAAAAGUGACAUUUGGAGUAUAGGUGCUGUCGCAGUGGCUCUCAUGGGCGGCAUAUGGAUCGACCCCGGCGAUUCAACACUGCUGCGAUGGUCAAGCAUAACAAGGGAACGAGCAUUUGUGCUCCAAACACUCCAGCUCUAUAAGCUGGGCGGGAAGAGAUGGGAUAUUACACUCUUGCCACAGAACUAUUCACGAACUCUGAGAGCAGUGCUCGAGAGAAUGCUGACCCUAGACCCAAAACGCAGAACAGAUGCGAUAGAAGCAUUGGCCUUAGCAAGAAAGGGAUACGAGAAGUGGGCGACAGAGCGUGUGCCUUCACAAUAUGAGGAUAACACUGAAGAUGGUAUCGAGAGCGACAACGGAGCGGGUAAUGACGCAGAUGAUGAGAAUGCUGGCAGCCCUCUGCGUCGGCCUCCGGUGGAUCAUUUCAAAGUAACGCAGGCGAUUAAGCGCCCUUCUUCCGGUUUCAGAAGAGCUGGAGUAGAGGAUUUCGACGAUGACGAAGACUCGAGCGAAAACAGUAGACCCGCUAAGAAGAGGAAGCCUAGCGAGCCGCAAACGCCAUCUGAACAACGACCGAAUGCACUAGCACAGAGUCCGCCCCUGCAGCGAAACGGCAUUACCAGCCCAUCUCAUGCAGCUACCUCUUCUGCAGGUCAGGGAAACGGUUCUCGGAAUGGUCCAAGAACCUUGUUGAAGCCUUCUCGUCGCGCUGCCACUCCGCACCCGGGUCAGAAGAAGAGCGUGUCGUUUAAUCCAAGACCACAGUACGGACCACAGGCCCUGCAGCGAGAGUCGACUUUGUCGCCCGGGCCCAGCCCCAUUUCGGACACACCCGACACUAUUUUGCAAUCAAGUAAUGUACGAAAACCGGCUCAGAAAGGCUCGGGCCUAGUAUCUCGGCCAACGUACGACCGGACGCAUAAUUCUUUUGGCGUCACGAAACGCAAAAGUUCUGCUCUCGCUCCGAGAACGGUAGGAGUUUCAGAGCACAGCGGCUCCAAUGGGUUGUCUCCAAGGAAUGUCACGUCCAAGCCGCUUCGGAAAGAGCAGGUCACCGCACCUCGAGGUCUCCCAAAGAAUCAAACGUGGAAGGCAACAGACCAAAUCGAAUUUGCAGCACCCUGGAGUGCCCAAGGUCCCACACUUCGUCCGAGACGCCCGUCUUCUUCUCUGCGCCAAGCUCAGCUUGACGCUGAAAGCGUUGACAGCUCCGCCAUCGAAGAGCUGCCCAAGAGCUGGUGUGUGGUAUUGUGA